AUGUCGAUCGACGACAACAUGACCUGCGAAAAUCACGAAGAAGCCGACACGAAGAUAGUUCAUCACUGGGAGACGUCAAGUGUCAAGUUCACUGACCACUUGAUUUGUGAGCCCGGAAUAGGUCGGUCACAGUACCCAAAUGGCGGAAUCUUUCUCUUAAGUACUAAGCCUUUAUUGGGAAAUAAAGUUCCCGAGGAUGUACAUGGUGUUCGCAGUGUUUUCCCAGAAUCCACCCAGUGUUUUAUAGAGGAAAACAAUAAUGAAGAACUGAGAGAUCCGCCUUUUGGGGAAAUAAUACACUACAACAUGGGAAGUCAUAGACCCUCAUCCACCUGAGAGGAACCUAUUCCGGCUCCAGUCAAGUCACUCUGGGAGUAUGUCAUUUGGGAAACACUUGGGGCGUUCCUGCUCCUGAUUUUCAUUCUACACCUGGACA
Molecule: messenger RNA, 436 nt
Organism: Diabrotica virgifera virgifera (western corn rootworm)
Lineage: Eukaryota; Metazoa; Arthropoda; Insecta; Coleoptera; Chrysomelidae
Exons: 3
Coding region: 1-336 (111 amino acids)
Source: RefSeq, a predicted model, not a curated record